UUUUGGCAUUUCAUAACAAAAACACUAUUAUUUAUCAAUCACUUCAUCUGAUCCCAAGAUAUGGCUCAAGAAGUAAAACACUUGAAGACAGAACUCGAGACCACAGAUGACGGCGAAGAUGUAGACGAAGACAAUCGACAGCCGCAGAUUUACGCGAAGAACUCAAUGGACAGAUUCGGUGAUGAUUUGUCUCAACUAUUAUUGUCUUAUCUAUCACUCGAAGACAGGUUUCAAUGCGAAUGUGUGUCCAAACAGUUUCAGAGGACAGUCUUCGUGAGUGUUGUGGACAUCACUCUUAGCGACCGAUUUAUACAGCGAUUACUUAAUGAGAAAAGAAGUGAUACCGAAAUGUUGGCCACAUUUGCCAUAAAGUGUUCGAAUAUUCAGACCAUAGACUGUCGAGGAAUAACCAAAGACUACGAGAAACGCGUUCCCGAAGUGUUGGGUUUAUUGAGAGACUAUUGCCGUCGUUUACGAGACAUUUACUGCGAUUGGAGUUAUGAAAUGUUGGCCACAUUUGGACCACUGGUCACACAAAUCGAUGCCAUAAUCUGCUUUAACGGCAGCAAAGCGUUCAAUUAUUGCCACCGAUUGUCACAAUUGCGGAUCCAUUCGUUUAAUGACAUCUUUGACAUACGUAACGACAGAUCGCGUGUCAAAAAUAUACGCAAAUUUGAGUUAAUAUCGCAUUCGUAUUACCACAACCGCCGAUGGCCUUCAUUCGUGGCCGCGAAUCAGUCCAUCGAGAGUCUGACCGUAACUUCGCGUACGUUUAGAGAUGAAGAGUCGGUGCGCGAAAUGUGCGGACAAUUGUCACGAUUAACGCAAUUACGGGAACUGACACUCGGGCUGCCGCUGCGGUCGAUGGUGGCGGUCAACCCAGCGGUGGUGUCCGACUCUUUGCGCACAAUUGGCGUGAAUUGCAAACAAUUGAAACGAUUGGCACUUAAUUUGUGCGCAACCACUGUUCAAGUAUUAUCAUUGGAUUCAUUAAGUGUUUUUCGCCGUCUAAAAUGGUUGCGUUUAGAGGUCUACGCGGCCAUCGAUGACCAGUUGUUGGAACCGUUGAGACACUGCAAGAGAUUAACGCAAUUGGGAUUGAAGUUAAACAAAAUGACACCAAAAGUGAUGACAGAUUUGCAUCAAUACUGUCCACGACUUCACUAUCUAUUCAUUCAUGACUUUAAUAACAUUAUAGACACCGAGUGUUUGUCUCACAUCUCAAGACUACCGGCGCUGCAAACGCUUGUCAUUGAAUGCAAUGCAGACAAUGAUAUGGCACAUGAAGUGAAACACUUGAAGACAUCACUCGAGACCACAGAUGACGGCGAAGAUGUGGACGAAGACAAUCGACAGCCGCAGAUUUACGCCAAGAACUCAAUGGACAGAUUCGGUGAUGAUUUGUGUCAACUUUUAUUGUCUAAUCUCUCACUCGAAGACCGGUUUCAAUGCGAAUGUGUGUCCAAACAGUUCCAGAGGACAGUCUUCGAGAGUGUUGUGAACAUCACUCUUAGCGACCGAUUUAUACAGCGAUUACUUAUUGAGAAAAGAAGUGAUACCGAAAUGUUGGCCAUAAUUGCCAUAAAGUGUCCUAAUAUUCAGACCAUAGACUGUCGAGGAAUAACCAAAGACUACGAGAAACGCGUUCCCGAAGUGUUGGGUAUAUUGAGACAGUAUUGCCGUCAUUUACGGGACAUUUACUGCAACUUGGAUGCGAAUAGCCGUCAAAUGAUGGCCACAUUUGGACCACUGGUCACACGAAUAGAUGCCAUAAACUCGUAUAAAUACAGCAAAGCGGUCACUCAUUGCCACCGAUUGUCACAAUUGCGGAUCCAUUCGUUUGAUAAGAUCUUUGACAUACUUUACGACACAUUUUUUGUUAAAAAUAUACGUAAAUUUGAGUUAAUAUCGCAAUCGUAUGACGACGACCGCCGAUGGCCUCUAUUCGUGGCCGCGAAUCAGUCCAUCGAGAGUCUGGCCGUAAAGUCCUGUUAUUUUAGAGAUGAAGAAUCGGUGCGCGAAAUGUGCGGCCAAUUGUCACGAUUAACACAAUUACGGCAAUUGACACUUGAGUUAACGCUGCGGUCAAACGGCCAGAACCCAGCGGUGGUGACCGACUUUUUGCGCAUAAUUGGCAGGAAUUGCAAACAAUUUAAACGAUUAUCACUUAAU
Messenger RNA from Medioppia subpectinata, 2172 nucleotides. The record is from the annotation of a GenBank genome assembly. NCBI's taxonomy places the organism in Eukaryota, Metazoa, Arthropoda, Arachnida, Sarcoptiformes, Oppiidae.